AUGGCUACCAAAGGGAUGUGGGAGAUAGAUCCGGAGACGAAGUCCAAGCUCGCUGCGAUGCAGAAGGAGAAGAACAACAACAUCUGCUGCGACUGUGGCGCUCCCAGCCCGCAAUGGUGUUCGCCCAAGUUCGGCAUCUUCAUCUGCCUUUCGUGCGCGGGCGUUCAUCGAGGUCUGGGUGUGCACAUUUCGUUUGUGCGCUCCGUUUCCAUGGACGCCUUCAAGCAGGCCGAGAUCGAGCGCAUGCGGCUCGGCGGCAACGACAAGUGGCGCACCUUCUUCGAGAACCACCCCGACACCAAGAUGCGCGGGAUCGCGUGGGACGAUGCGACGAUCGCAGAGCGAUACAGCGGCGAGGUUGGAGACAAGUUCAAGUUCGAGCAGCGCGGCCGCUGGGGUGCCAUUGAGCGGCACGAGCAGCAGGACGGCAAGCCCCAAGCCGGGAACAACGAUCAAGUGGACGACAAGUACUUUGCCAAGUUGGGGGCUGCCAACGCCAGCAGACCGGACAACUUGCCGCCUAGCCAGGGAGGAAAGUAUCAGGGCUUCGGAAACACGGUGUCGUCGGAGCCGAAGAAUGACGGCGACGCGAGCUUGCCGGGACUCGAUGAGUUGCAGAAGGAUCCCGUGGCGGCGCUAAGUAAAGGGUUCGGAUGGUUCACCAAGACGGUGACCCAGACGGCGAAGACGGUUAACGAGGGAUAUAUCCAGCCUACGGCUAAGCAGAUAGCCGAAUCCGAGCUCGCUGCAAAAGCCCGUAUUGCGGCAGCGCAAGCCGCCAUGUCAGCACAGACUGUAGCACAGGCUGGCGCCAAAACCGCGUCGGAGAGCUUCAACCGGUUUGUCGAGGGAGGACCUUCCAACUCCGCUGGCGGUGGCUAUAGGUCAGUUCCCACUAGCGGCGGUGGCAGCAGCAACUUUGACGAGAGCAAGAGGUCGUUCUGGGAUGACUUCUCCAGCGUAGCGGACCAGAGAAAGUCAGCUGGUGGUAGCUCGAUCGGGACGGCAGUUAUGGGCAAGGGCGGAAACAAUGGCUCUUCCGCUGCUCCUCCUCCAGCAGCUGCUAAGAAGGAUGAGUGGAAUGAUUGGUAG
Molecule: messenger RNA, 1092 nt
Organism: Sordaria macrospora k-hell
Lineage: Eukaryota; Fungi; Ascomycota; Sordariomycetes; Sordariales; Sordariaceae
Source: RefSeq, a predicted model, not a curated record